CCGCAACAGGCACACUGUCACGCCGGCAAUCCCAACCCGCUAGCUGGCUAGUGAACGCGCGUCCGUGACGUCACGUGCUUGUCUGCGAGCAUAUGCCUGCCGCCUGGCCACGGUCAGGCGUAAACACGACGGCGCGCAAGGGCUCGCAGUUCUCUGUCGAGCGCCCGUGCUGCGGCGACGCAUGCUUCCCGGUUCGGCUCAUGCCCGCCGCUGGGAGCCCACUGUCACUCCGCCGUAGACGCGCCGCCAUGGCGCGACCAAAAUGCGCUCCUAGGCGCAGCAGCGCAUCCAGGCCGCCCGAGCAGCCCGCGCGAGCAGCGACCCCGUGCCGGAAGCCAGAGAUGAGCGAGUGAGAAACCCAGCUGCGCAAUGCCAGCCCUCGGAGAAGCGAACGGCUCGUGGGACAGCCAGGCGUACAGCCUGGUGGACAUAUACAAUGGCGCCAACACGUCCUCCGUGGAGCUGGCGAUCCUGAGCAACGGGACGGUGCUGGAUAUCGUGCGCGACGCGAACCUCUCACUGCUGGAGGAGAGCAACGCGACGGCAUCGACCGUAGAGUCGGCCCACGUUCAGCACGCAGCCCUCGGAGUGCUCCUGGGUUUCUUCUGUAUCGCGACUGUGUUCGGUAACGUGCUUAUCAUGGUCUCUGUGGCCAAGGAGCAGUACCUGCACACCGUGACUAACUACUUUAUUGCGUCAUUAGCGACGGCGGACUGUCUGGUGGGCGCCGUGGUCAUGCCGUUUUCGGCCAUCCACGAAAUUAUGAACAAGUAUUGGAUAUUCGGCCAGGACUUAUGCGACGUCUGGCACUCCAUCGAUGUCCUGGCAAGCACCGCGUCCAUCCUUAACCUCUGCGUCAUAUCGCUGGAUCGCUAUUGGGCCAUCACCGAUCCCAUCAGCUACCCGUGCCGUAUGACGCAGGCCAGGGCGACCACCCUGAUCGCCGUCGUAUGGGUCUGCUCCGCGCUCAUCUCGUUUCCGGCCAUCGCCUGGUGGCGAGCCGUGACCAAGCUGCCGCCUGCCGCUUUCCAGUGCGCCUUCACUGACGAUGUGGGCUACUUGGUCUUCUCGUCGACCAUUUCCUUCUACGCGCCGCUUAUGGUCAUGGUGUUCACAUACUACCGCAUCUACAAAGCCGCCGCCGAACAGACACGGAAUCUCAAGCUCGGCUGCAAGCAGGUCCAGUCCUGCAACGGCGAAGAGUCGACCUCUGUGACUCUCAGAAUCCACCGCGGAGGCAUGCUUCAGACGGCCAAUAACUACAAGGCAGUGUUUGCGACCUCGAACGAAACCUUCGACAGGAACAACGCGAGCGGCACAUCAAGAAACGUCAAGAACUUCUCGCUCAGCCGCAAGCUCGCCAAGCUCGCCAAAGAGCGCAAGGCUGCCAAGACGCUCGCCAUCGUCAUGGGAGUGUUCAUCCUGUGUUGGCUGCCAUUUUUCGUCACUAAUAUCCUGAUGGGUAUUUGCGGUGAGGCGUGCGUAAUGCAACCGGACCUCGUGUUCUCCACGGUCACCUGGCUCGGCUGGAUCAACUCCGGCAUGAAUCCGGUUAUCUACGCCUGCUGGAGCAGAGACUUUCGACGAGCCUUUGCCAACGUGCUCUGCUGUUGCUGCCCUGGCUACUUUCGCAAGAGACAGCGUCGCCGCGACCGGCUUCGACGUAUGAUCAAGGAGGACGCCAGUCUGCGCUCGCACAGCAUCGAGGAGGCUGUCCUAUAGCGGCCGUCUCUGGACAUUGCCUAGCCGCCUGUCGCUUGCAUGGCUGGCAGCGCAGCCGACUGCUGAAGAAGCUGUUCUGAUCGCGGUACGAGUUGUUUUACGUUACAUCUCACAUUCCUGAAUUCGUUGGGCUGAUCAGCUAAGUUCCCGUAUCACAACAGCUCGAUGCUAGGUAGCUGAUCGCUCACUUCGAAGAACCGAACAUGACUAUAUAAAUUUGUUGCAUUGCUGUCAUUUCGGCAAAGUGCAGAGGUGCCCAUUAAACCAAGAAUUCCAUGCAGUUAAAAAGCAUUAGUUUGUUGACCAGCACGGCUAUUACAGGCACACGCAUAUCGAGCAUAACGAACGCCUGGGAAACUCAGAACUAUAACAACAUUUUCAGGCAAUGUAAAACUGAAGGUGCAAGUAUGUUGCAGGGAAACCCUCGUUAUCACGUAUACACGAAAGCCAUCAUUAGCAACAAGGUGAAUGGGAUGACUAGUGCGUAAACUGGACUGGAUCAAGCGGCGUAAUCGAUCACAGAGCAAGCAACAUUAGUUCUAGCUUGUUCUGUCAUUGACGACUGCUUUGUAUGAUUUAAGCACCUACGUAUGAAUUUCUCCUUUGAGGUUACUUCAAGUAAAACAUAUCUCAGCUAUGAUCAGUGAUGAAUGCAUGCUAGGCAAGCAAUCGCGUCACCCGAACUUUUCCUCACUCGAAGUUUUUUUUUUUUAUAACUACCGCAGCAGAGACUUAUCGAGAGUCGUUUUUAUGCAGGGAAUAUACCAAAUAUAGGUCGUGAUGUCCAGACACAUUGGCACAGAUUUCAUCUGUAUCAGUCAUUUGCAUGCCAAAGGAAACAACGUUGAAUUGCUCAGUCAAUAAAAAGUAUCUACAAUUGUUUCACUUCACACUCUUGAUGCACGCUUUGUUUCAUGAAAUAAUCUGCAGGUUACACGAGGCAAAGCGAGAAAAAAUGUGGGUUGAUCUUGUGGACGAAGAGAGAGAAACAGAAAUUGUCACAAAGCCAGAAAAUGCUUUGUUGCAUUAUGCUGUUGUGUGCUGCAUUUUCCCACCCAUAUUUAUGAGACUAUCAAUAGCAGCGUACACACUAUCGAGUUGUUCAGCCACGUCGCACAGUUCUGUAAGCGCACGGAACAGAGCUCGCGUUUAUCUCUGCAUCAGUCUGAAUCUCAUGCAGGAACUCCCUUACGAGACAACACGUAAGUAACGAGCUCAAUCAAGUAUAUUUUUGUGAUGUGAUGUUUAUUAUAGCACCCAUUGUAGCUCCUGUGUGUAACGUGGAUUCAUCGCACGCUUUCUUGCCAUGAAGCCCGUGAAAGAGGCUCUAUAAUCCAUCCUUACAUAAGCGUGUACUUAAGGAGAAGCUGGCGUCCUGACACGACGCCACCUACUUCUUUUCUCUGCGAGUUUUAAAAAUGACAACUGUUCAUUUGACUCAUCUCGGGCUGCUGAUAUCCAUUGCGCACAGGUAGUUUUUCCCAUCAGUGACCUUAUAUUUCUUUUGCAGAGACAAUUGCUAUGUCGGCAGUCCGGUGUGCAACAUGCAAGAGUAUAUGCGCUGUGUGUUUUAUGUUACCAUAUAUGUUGGUGUGAAGGUUUGUAGUUUCUUGUGCAUGCGCAAAACUUAUUUAUCGUUGAACACAUGUACAUAGCUAUUGGUAUGAACGUCGUCGUCUAUUGAAAUGUAUUCGCUGUUCUGUGACAGGAAACAUACGUCACUGCACAUGUGAAGAGUGUGAAUGAAGUUGACUGAAAAGGGAAGGGCCAGGCUGUCAUGUUUCUAAAGCCUUGUGCCAUGAUCUCCAACAUCACGCCUCACAUUUUGAGUGGUUCACGAGCUCAAAAGUGUUUGAUUUUGUUUGUGUUAUUUGUGAAUUAACUGUAAUUAAAAAACUCUAGCAUUUAGAUAAUUGCUGUUCAAUGUUUCUAUGUAUUUCACACGUCAAGGCGUCGGUGUAAUUGAAGUCCGCGUGCACAGAUAACGUCUGUUGUGUUUAUUUUCCUCAGUCGUUGCUCGACAUCUGGUAAAGGCGUCUACCUGUAGUGUUAUUUCUCCUAGUCUUUGCACGUAUAUGUUAUUCCUAUUGUCAUUGAUGUGGAUAUCCUACAUAACGUGUGUGUCUUCGCACUUUUGAUGGUGAUUGACUUGUGCAGAUUAGCGGUAUUUUAUGUCUUCUUCAACAGAGGGCAUCCAGUAAAUUGGUUUUUUUUUUUGCUGCGUUCACUGUAGAUUACAUUUUCGUAAGCAUGGGAACAAUAUUUUUUUGUUUGGAUGGUGCCAAAACUGAUUUAACUGCUGUCAUGCUAUUGAAAGUUCAUCGUGGCAUGCUAAAUGUUCUAAUUUAUUUUAACUUUAUUUACAUUUGUGAGAACAUCACUGUCCUCCAUACCACAAUAUCUAUUUUCAAUAUUCAGAGUGUCAGGCUUGCCUGUUCAUAUCAGCGAAACAACAUUGUAACAGCAGGCAGCGCCUUACGCUGUCAAGUUCUCUCUGUAACCCAACCUUUUGUACAGUGAAUGUCGUAAAGGUCCAGCGCAUUGCUUCAGCGCAAUCUGCAUGUAACUUUGAGGACUAAGCUCAGACCACAUUUAUCAGUAUAUCUUUGCCUGUUGUUUCACUAGCGUGAGAUUUCCUUUGACGGUACAACAUAUGAGUGGAAUUUCGAUUUCAGCAGUUCUCGGUCUGCUCCUUGUGCAUCAAAUAAUUCAAUUUUUAUGUUCACUUUAGUCAAUAAGCAGGUCGUUUCCAUGCUGACGUCGAGACGUCUUGCUAAUUAUAUUAACCAAUUUCUAACUUGUACUAUUGUUAGGGCAGUAUCGUCGCAAAAAAAUGCAAUGACUUUCCCACAGCGGCAUGCCGCGCGGUGUGGAGCGAUAGCGUGCACGAAGUUGACACCGCUCGCAACCUUCUAAUCAUUCACACACCUAAUCUCCCUCCCCGAAGAAAUAAUAAAACGAAUGAACGUUUCGCUGCUUUCAUAUGAUCUAAUAUCUUGCGCGCAGGCAGGAACAAAUGAUGCCGUUGUAUUUCAGUCUGCUGUGUCAUGGAACCAUUUUGCUGACACCGCCUCAUAUAUUACGACCUUGUGCUGUAAAAUAUUGCAAAGUUCCACUAUCACGCAAUAUCUAUAUUAAACAUCACUAUCGCAAAUCACAGGCUCCAAGAGCAGAACACGGCACGUCUCUAGUCUUUCGCUCAGAUGUGAUGUUCCACUUACAAGACGUCGCCUGGCUACACAAGUGUUUUAUUGUCGCAGCUGCAAAUAGACUGGCGUUGAGCACCAGAAAUUUUACAUUUACCUAAAAAUAAAGAAUAAAUGUACGAUAUAGAUGAAUUCUAACUAAAACAAACAAUACUAGGAUGUUAGAAAUUCAACAGCCAAAUAUACGCAUAUGCUUUCAGCAGGUGUAUUAUAAUUACUUUGACAACAUUUAACAGAUGAAGUGAUAUUGUUACCUUCGGGAACUCUUGAAAGAUAAAGGUCUCCGACAUCUCUGACAAGCUCAUUCACAUAAAAUACUGGGUGUGAAUUGGUUCAUCCAUUUCACCUAUAUUUGUUACGACACUACACAAUUUCAAGCUGCGAAACAUUCAAGAUAGGUGCAGGGUUCUUGGAUCUCAUGCAAAACCGUUCAUCUUGUGGACGUGGUCAUGAUGACAUGAAUACCAUCAAAGUGAUGACAUAAAAAAAAUCCGGCCUGGUGCAAGGAAUUGCAUGUAAGCUUAAGAUCAAUAUGAUUAUACGGUAGGCAUGUACUAGAUUAAAAUGUAUGUGAAAUCAUGAAAGACCUCGAGAAUAGCGCGUCUGUUAUUUAACAAUAGUUGAGGUGUAGACUCACAUACAAAUAUGUAAUAAAAUUGAUUUUUAUCCCCGAUUUAUGUUCAGGCGCAACACUCUCUGAGAGGUUGCAAGAAAGGAGAGCGCGCAACUCAAAUGUUCUAUCUGAUAAAAGUCAAGUGUCUGUGCUUCAGAACGACAGAAAGCGAGCAUUUAAUUUUUUUUUUUCAUACUCAUACAAACUGCACGUAACAAUUAUGUCUAACCCUGUUGUGUGCAAGGAUAUCCGCAGCUCGCGACUCGGAGAUUAGUGUCAGACAUAAGCACACACGCUAUUUGAGCAUCGAUAAGUUCAGAAGAGGUUAACGUAAUGCCUCAUAUUCGCUUGACGGCAAUUUGGCAAAAUGCCGGCUGCAGCGGGCGUUCGAUUCUAUCAUCGGCCUCCCACUCAGCAGCUGCACGUGUUUUUAUCCUAGCUGAUUUUUCAGGCGUCAUUCCUUCGGCCACUCGGUAUGUUGUGCGUGUUAGUAUAGCAACAUCGUUUGUGCAGUGAACGUUGCUUGAUGUGGUAUGUAGCGCCCCACAGUGCCCAGUGGGGUUAAUGCACGUUAAUUUCGCAACGCAAAGUAUUAUGCAGCAGUAAAAGAACAACGCAAAUCUUGUUUGAGCUAUUGAUGUGGUAUACUCGCUCUUGAAAAAACGCAUUUGGGCGUCUUUCUUUCACACACCAGGAAUCGUCAUUUAUCUUGCGUACCUUGUAUUAUCGCCGCGUGCACGGUACUCCCACGUCUCGAGCGGCGUGUGCGCGUUUAGCGUUAGAUAACCCUCUUGAUAGGAAAGUAGCUAGCGCACAGUUUUCAAAGAAGGCAACGCAGGCAAAUCAAACGAAGGUCAUUAUCAUGUGACAGGAAGGCGCCCAAACACGCCUUUGUUUGCUUUCUUUUUUUUCCAGAGUGUAGCAUGUUCCCUGCCACUGUUUCCCACCGUUGUUAUUGCGCUUCAAAGUUAUUAGCCUGCUUAGUGCGACGCUGUUAACUUUCGCCCGUUAUAAUAGGGCACGAGAGAAUAUAUUAAAGGCAUAAGGGAAGUUAUUACGAUAUAUUUUGCACAACUUUCACGAGAAUAAAAUUAGCAGUUAGCUUAGUCUUUUGACUUGCUCAGUUAUGUUUCAACUAUGCGACGCAUGCCUCUAUAGGAAUUUGUUCAAAAUUUACUGUCAGCAUGUUUUGUCAAGUUGUCUUCUUUUUCUAUUGUUUGUUAAGCUUGCCUCAUGGUGUAUUUUUGGAUCAGGAUAUAUCCAUUAGCCGGUUUUCCAUCCGUGCCUCUUAAAGCAUCGCGUCACUAGAAUCAUCACGGCCACGCUGCAAGCACAAGUGACAGAAGAACCGGCGGAAACAUUUGUAAAGUACUCAUGUGCUUACUGUUUGCUUGAACUUUUUUGUGAUUUGCUGUCAUUUUGGAACCCUCCUUUACCACAACCUCUAUCAACCCAUAUGUCACCAAUAAAUGCCUGGCAGUUACAAA
This is a messenger RNA of Rhipicephalus sanguineus (brown dog tick), 7028 nucleotides long. Its product is annotated as dopamine receptor 2. Gene Ontology annotation, biological process: adenylate cyclase-activating adrenergic receptor signaling pathway. The record is from RefSeq and is a predicted model, not a curated record. Lineage: Eukaryota; Metazoa; Arthropoda; Arachnida; Ixodida; Ixodidae. Gene Ontology annotation, molecular function: adrenergic receptor activity. The coding region runs from base 370 to 1722 and encodes 450 amino acids. The transcript is spliced from 2 exons. Gene Ontology annotation, cellular component: membrane.